AUGGCGGCAGAAAGCCCAGAGACAGAUGGUCCCAGAUCCCACAUGCCUGCUGAGCUCCACCAUCCCCACUCUAAGUAUUCUCAGUGGAAGUUUAAGCUGUUUAGGGUGAAGUCCAUGGAGAAGGCACCUCUACCCAGUGAAACACAGCUUGAGAUAGGAGCCUCAUUAGAAAUCUCACCUCCUGCAGUUCCAAAUAUAGAGACAGAUCAUGAUGCGGGUCCAAGUGUUAUGAAACUGUGCCUGGGGGGAAAAAGCAAAGAAAAUGUAGAGGGCCCUGGCAGAAGAGUGGAUAUGAAGUUACAGGAAAUGGACACUCAUAUGAACCACCUCAGGUGCUUGUGCCGUAUUUGUGGCGUGCUGCUGAGGAAAGUCAAAGGACCUGUGCAUGAUGUUCAUGGAGCUCUGGAUGAAGUGAGCAAAUGUGCACUGCGCAAAAUGGGCUGUAAGUUCACAACCUGGUCGGAAGUCAUCCUGAAAGUCUUCAAAGUGGAUGUGACUGAGGACACAGAGUCAGUUCACCCUCUUUCUUUCUGCCAUCGGUGCUGGAUGACUGCCAUUCGAGGAGGAGGUGUCUGCAGCUUCACAAGACCAAAAAUCACUGAGUGGAAGCCACACUCUUCUCACUGCAACAUUUGCUCUCCCAGGAAACCUUCAUUCCAAAGGACAGGGAGGAAGAGGAGGAAAAUUAUUCCUAGGGUGCAGAGUCUAGCCAAAAGGAACAGGUGGGACCAUGGUGAAAGCAUUGCUGUAGGUGAGAAGAGAGCCUUGAGACCCUUUGGAGACCGCCCUGGGCCUGUGUUGAGAGCCUGGAAGAAAACUGGCAUCCAGAGAGAGCAGUGGGUCAAGAACAUCACCCACUGCCAGAAUGCCCACCUGAGUAUCAAGCUGAUCUCUGAGAAGCUCCCUGUGGACUUCAUCAUUUCAUUCACCUGCCUGGUGUGUGACCACCUGCUGUCAGAUCCAGUUCAGUCUCCCUGUGGGCACCUUUUCUGCCGCAGCUGCAUUAUAAAAUUCAUCCACGUUCUGGGACCCCACUGCCCUGCAUGCAACCUUUCCUGUGCCCCAGAUGAUCUCAUCUCUCCUGCCAAAACCUUUUUAUCCACGCUGUUUGCUCUGCCACUGCUGUGCCCCUGCGAAGGCUGUGGUGAGCAUGUACAACUAGAUUUAUUCAAGGCACACUGUCUGAGCCAUGAACUGCAGAAAGGUACAAACCAACACUCAUCUGAAUUAGAAAACUACUUGCUAACCAAUAAAGGUGGAAGACCCCGGCAGCACUUGCUCUCUUUAACUCGUCGUGCUCAAAAGCAUCGGCUAAGAGAUCUGAAGAGCCAGGUGAAGGUGUUUGCAGACAAAGAGGAAGGUGGUGAUCUGAAGUCGGUGUGUCUGACACUGUUUCUGCUUGCUCUGAGAUCUGGGAAUGAACAUCGGCAGGCAGAUGAGCUUGAGGCCAUGAUGCAAGGAAGAGGCUUUGGUUUGAGUCCUGCUGUGUGCUUGGCCAUUCGGGUCAACACUUUCCUGAGCUGCAGCCAGUACCAUAAGAUGUACAGGACGGUCAAAGCCACCAGUGGUCGUCAAAUCUUUCAGCCCUUGCACACCCUCAGAGCUGCAGAAAAAGAGCUUCUCCCUGGCUUUCACCAGUUUGAAUGGCAGCCAGCUCUAAAAAAUGUGUCUACAUCUAGCAGUGUUGGCAUUAUUAAUGGCCUCUCUGGAUGGACAUCCUCGUUGGAUGACUCUCCAGCUGACACCAUCACUCGACGCUUUCGCUAUGAUGUGGCACUGGUGGCAGCGUUAAAGGAUCUGGAGGAAGACAUCAUGGAGGGGCUGAGAGAGACUGGGAUGGAAGACAGCGCUUGCACCUUAGGUUUUAGUGUCAUGAUCAAGGAAUGUUGUGAUGGCAUGGGCGACGUCAGUGAAAAACAUGGAGGAGGACCAGCUGUUCCUGAAAAGGCUGUUCGCUUCUCUUUCACUGUUAUGUCUGUUUCUAUCCAGGCUGAAGAUGACAAUGAAGAAAUUACCAUUUUCACAGAACCAAAACCAAACUCAGAGCUAUCCUGUAAGCCCCUUUGUCUUAUGUUUGUGGAUGAGUCAGACCACGAGACACUUACAGGUGUCCUGGGGCCUAUUGUUGCAGAGCGUAAUGCAAUGAAAGAAAGCAGGCUCAUUCUGUCCUUGGGUGGCAUGCCACGCUCGUUUCGCUUCCAUUUCAGAGGCACGGGCUAUGAUGAAAAGAUGGUGCGCGAAAUGGAGGGGCUGGAAGCCUCGGGGUCUACAUAUAUCUGUACUCUCUGUGACUCCAGUCGAGCAGAGGCCGCUCAAAAUAUGGUGUUACACGCCAUCACUCGCAGCCAUGAGGAAAAUCUAGACCGUUAUGAAAUCUGGAGAACCAAUCCUUUCUCUGAGUCUGUAGAUGAGCUGCGAGACCGAGUCAAAGGAGUCUCUGCCAAGCCCUUUCUGGAGACCCAGCCCACCAUGGAUGCAUUACACUGUGACAUCGGCAACGCCACUGAGUUUUACAAAAUUUUCCAGGAUGAGAUCGGGGAAGUCUACAAAAAGGUCAACCCCAGUCGGGAGGAACGACGCAGCUGGAGGGCAGCCUUGGAUAAACAGCUAAGAAAGAACCUGAAGCUUAAACCAAUAAUGAGGAUGAAUGGGAACUAUGCUCGCAGGUUAAUGACCAUGGAGGCUGCAGAGGUGGUGUGUGAGCUGGUGCCCUCAGAGGAGAGAAGAGAAGCCCUGCGGGAGCUUAUGAGACUCUACCUCCAAAUGAAGCCAGUGUGGCGUGCCACCUGCCCAGCUAAGGAGUGCCCCGACCAGCUGUGCCGCUACAGUUUUAACUCGCAGCGCUUCGCUGACCUUCUCUCCUCUACCUUCAAAUAUAGGUACAACGGGAAAAUAACUAAUUACCUGCACAAGACCCUGGCUCAUGUGCCUGAAAUCAUAGAGAGAGAUGGAUCCAUUGGAGCCUGGGCUAGCGAGGGAAACGAGUCAGCAAACAAAUUGUUCAGGCGUUUCAGGAAGAUGAAUGCACGUCAGUCAAAGGCCUACGAGUUGGAGGAUGUGCUGAAACACCACUGGCUUUACACCUCCAAGUACCUGCAAAAGUUUAUGGAAGCUCACAAAGACUCUGCCAAGGCAUUCCAGGCAACUAUUGACCCAGAAGAGAUCCAGGACAAUGACAAUUUGUCUCUGGAUUUUUGA
Messenger RNA from Nematolebias whitei (Rio pearlfish), 3198 nucleotides. RefSeq names its product recombination activating 1 (gene rag1). Gene Ontology annotation, molecular function: sequence-specific DNA binding; metal ion binding; double-stranded DNA endonuclease activity. Lineage: Eukaryota; Metazoa; Chordata; Actinopteri; Cyprinodontiformes; Rivulidae. Bases 1 to 3198 code for a protein of 1065 amino acids. Gene Ontology annotation, biological process: V(D)J recombination; adaptive immune response; pre-B cell allelic exclusion. The record is from RefSeq and is a predicted model, not a curated record. Gene Ontology annotation, cellular component: nucleus; DNA recombinase complex; endodeoxyribonuclease complex. The transcript is spliced from 3 exons.